GGCCGUUUGUCCCUUGUUCUAUUUUCUCUUUGGGUCACAUCGCCUUCUUUUUUUUUUUUUUUCUCCGUUGUUUCCUUUCUCAAUCUUUCAAAUCGAAUGUUGUAAACAGGUCUUUAACAACAUCAACUUCAAAACAAGAGAUCAUUUGUUUUCGUCCUUCAAAAAUCCAAAGCUUCGUCUCGCUUCUGUCAGAUUAAAUUAAAGAUUUGUGAUUUCAGUUUGCAUUGCUAAACAAUGUCGGCGGAUGAUGAUAAAGAUUCAGACGACCUUAAUAUAUUUCUCAACGCCAUCGGCGAAGAACCCGAAGAAGCACCGAUGAGGAGAAGCACCAAUGAUGAUAUAUUCUUCAACUUGGACGAUGACGGAGGAGGAGGAGAUUAUUUGCACAACCCAUUUCAAGAUUUCUCCGAUUCGAAUCAACAGCCAGUCUUCGAAUCUCCAAAGGUUUACGUGGCACCAAGGGUGAUGAUAAGCCAUCAAGAUUCCUUCUCAGAGGAGGAUUCAAGAAUCGAAGAUGCAAGGAUAUUGCCCUUCUCCCCUCGUCUCCGAGUUCCCGCUUCUCCCCGCGCUUUUGUUUAUCAGAGAUCUGUGGAAUCGCCUCGUUUUGGAUCUCCCGUUGGAUUGAUCGACACAGCUUCACCUUUCGAAUCUGUUAAAGAUGCAGUUUCAAAGUUCGGUGGGAUCACAGACUGGAAAGCUCAUAAGAUUCAAACAAUAGAGAGAAGGAAGAUGGUUGAUGAAGAGCUUGAGAAGAUACAAGAAGCAUUGCCUGAGUACAAGAGAGAAUCCGAGUUAGCUGAAGAGGCCAAGCACGAUGCGUUGAAGGAGUUAGAGAGCACAAAGGGACUCAUCGAGGAGCUCAAACUCGAGCUAGAGAAAGCGCAACUGGAAGAGCAGCAAGCGAAACAGGAUUCGGAGCUCGCGCAGAUGCGUGUCGAGGAGAUGGAGAAAGGGGUAGCCAACGAGGCGAGUGUCGCCGUGAAAGCGCAGCUGGAGGUGGCUAAAGCGAGGCAGGAGUCGGCGACUAGCGAGCUGCGGUCCGUGAGGGAAGAGAUCGAAAUGGUUUGUAACGAAUACGAAGAUAUGCUGAGAGAAAAAGAGUUAGCCGCGGAGAGAGCUGAAGUUGCUGUGAAAGAAGCUAAAGAGAUUGAGAGAGAGAUGGAUGGGUUGAGUAUUGAGCUCAUAGCUACCAAGGAGGUGUUGGAGUCAGCACACACGGCGCAUCUGGAAGCGGAGGAGAAGAGAUUCGGUGCAGCGAUGGGUAGGGACCAAGACAUGUAUAAUUGGGAAAAGGAACUGAAGAUGGUGGAAGACGAUAUCGAGAGGCUUAACCAAGAGAUUCAUGCAGCCGAUGAUAUGAAAACAAGGCUGGAGGCGGCUUCAGCUCUUGAGAAUGAUCUGAGAGCUGAGUUAGUGGCUUUCACUGAGAAUUCGAGCAGUAAUGAUAACAUACAUGCGGCUGUUGAUUCUGCAAGGAGAGAGCUGGAAGAAGUCAAAUCCAAUAUUGAGAAAGCAGCUUCCGAGGUGAAAGCGUUGAAGAUAAUAGCUGGAUCGUUACAGUCCGAGCUUGCAAGGGAGAGAGAGGAUCUAGCAGAAACUAAGCAGAGAGAGAGUGCGGGUUUGGUCGGGAAGACGGAUGAGGAAGCGAGAGAGGAGUUGAAUAAGUUGGAGCAGGCGAUGAAAGAGGCAGAGGAUGCUAAGCUCUUAGCCGCAGUGGCUAGAGACGAGCUUAGAAUGGCGGAGGAGCUGUCUGAACAAGCUAAAACGGGAAUGUCUACGAUAGAGAAUAGGUUAGCCGAGGCGAAAAAAGAAAUGGAGGCUGCUAGAGCUUCGGAGAAGUUGGCCUUGGCUGCUAUAAAAGCUCUGCAGGAGACGGAGUCUUCUCAGAGAUUUGAGGAGAUGAGUAACUCACCGAGAAGCAUCAUAGUCUCUGUGGAAGAAUACUACGAGCUGAGCAAGCAGGCACACGAGUCAGAGGAAGAGGCAAACACAAAGCUGUCACAGAUUGUAUCCCAAAUAGAAGUGGCUAAAGAGGAAGAGUCAAGAAUCUUGGAGAAACUAGAGGAAGUGAAUAGAGAGAUGAGCUUGCGAAAAGAAGAGCUAAAAGCGGCAUUGGGGAAAGCGGAAAAGGCUAGAGAUGGGAAGUUGAGUAUGGAGCAGGAGUUGAGAAAAUGGAGGUCAGAGAAUGGGAAGAGAAGAACAGAAGAGCCGGAGAAGAGCCCGACGAGGUCAAGCACGUUUGCGUUUGGUGAACAAGGGACCAGCAGCAACAUUGAUAACAACAACAAUAAUGUGACCAACCCUGAAACAAAGAAAAAGAAGAAGAAGAAGCUUUCUUUGCUGCCAAAGGUUCUCAUGUUCUUGUCAAGGAAGAAGUCUCACAAGUGAAAAUCUUUUGUUUUUGUUUCUUUUUUAACAUAUUUUCUUCAAAAUAUUCGAUUUUGUUAUUUUUUACAUACCCCAACAACAAAACAAUACAGACUUCUUGAGAUGAGUCUGGCAAACUUUUCCAUGUAUGAUUUUUGUUGAUUUUCACUUGAUGGAAAUAAAAGCCAUUGACGCGCA
Raphanus sativus (radish) is the source of this 2565-nucleotide messenger RNA. Its product is annotated as protein WEAK CHLOROPLAST MOVEMENT UNDER BLUE LIGHT-like 3. The record is from RefSeq and is a predicted model, not a curated record. The transcript has 3 exons. The coding region runs from base 235 to 2388 and encodes 717 amino acids. Lineage: Eukaryota; Viridiplantae; Streptophyta; Magnoliopsida; Brassicales; Brassicaceae.